GCUCGCGGGCGCGCCGGCGCGCCGGCGGGCGCCGGCGGCAGCGCGCUUCGGCGCCGGGGGCCCCGGCGGGCGCGCGGAGGCCGUUGGGGGAGCUGAAGGUGGGCGAGACGCUGGAGGGGAAGGUUGCCGGCAGGUCUCAGAAGGGCGUUCUUAUCGAUGUCGGUUGUGCGAGGAAUGCGUAUGUGUUCGCAAGCAGAAAAGCUGCCCUGGACAAUCUCAAGCCCAGACAGAUCGUGAGUGCGACGGUCGAGAGGGUCGAGAAGGAUGGGGCACUCUGGGUGUCCGUUGAAGGACUGCCCAAGGCAAAGAGGUUGACGCGCGAGCUGGAAGCAGGCGAGGCGCUAGAGGCCCGGGUGUCUUUCAAGAGCAAGAGCGGUGUCUUUCUUGACGUCGGUUGUGAGAGAGAGGUAGUUGUCGCACGCCAAUAUACAAAUGGUUUAUGAGCGCCGCCUCGAGAUCGGUCAGACUGUCAGCGCGAUUGUCGAGAAGGUGGGCAACACGCCAGUGGUUUCUCUCGAAGGUUUGCCCAAGCUGAAGUUGCUCGAGGAUUUAGUAGAGGGCGAGACGGUCGACGGCGUUGUGGCCAGAAAGACGGGCGCUGGCGUUAUCUUCGACAUCGGCUGCGAGUCGUUCGGGCUCCUCAGGCGAGAUAAACAGCGUGACGUGUUCAAGCUUGAGCCCAACGAGAGUGUGAAGGGCUUGAGGAUCGACAGAAUAGACAUCAACAAGUCCAGGAUCGACGUUUCUCUGGCUGGCCUGUCUGACCUCGUGGCUGGCCGGCCGGAGAUCGAGCGCGACGUGGACAAGAAGGACACGCCUGCUGCCCCGACGAAAGCGAAGCCGAAGAAGGAGACCGCUGAGCCCGAGAAGGAGGCGGGCGCGGCCAAGAAGAAGAAUAAUAUGAACAAGGAGGAGGCGACGCAGGGGGCCACCCAGAGCGUAGUCUUGGACGGCGCGGAUCUCCUCCCGAGCAUGAAGGGCGGGUCCGUGACGCUCGAGCUGACUGGGGGCCUCGCCAUCGAGAGCGUCGACAUGGCCAGGGGGAUCAUCACCCUGACGCGCGACGCCGCAGCCGCGGCGACGAAGAAGAAAAAGAAGAAACAGAAAAAGAAGAAGAAGGUGAACGCCAGCAUCGCCGCCGCCGGGGAGGAGAAGGACGAGGAGGACGGCCCCGGCGGCCUGCUCUUCUGAGAGGGGGGGGCGGCGGCGGCCGGCGCCGCGCGCGGCGGCCACGCGGGCCGGCUCGGCGGCCCGCGCCCAGGGGGGUCCGACGAAGGCAGCUGAC
Molecule: messenger RNA, 1285 nt
Organism: Prorocentrum cordatum
Lineage: Eukaryota; Dinophyceae; Prorocentrales; Prorocentraceae
Source: the annotation of a GenBank genome assembly